AUGUCAUCAUCUUUAAAGAAUAGGAAACAUAUAGAUGAUGAAGAGGAAGUAGAUGAUGAUGAAGUAUCAUCAUUUUCAGAUUCAGAACCACAAGGUUUAUCUACUUCAAUUGAUCCUUCCACAGGUACCGUUUUAAAACCAAUUUCAUAUGAUGAACCUCAUCAUAGUCAUCAUCAUAGUCAUCACCAUUAUAAUAUACUCAAACCAAAGUUAACUAGAGAUGACAAUGAAGAAGAGGAAGCAGCAGAUGAUAGAGGAAGUAUUAGAUCUUUAUCUAGAAGAUCAUCAAUUGAUCUGAUUAAGAAAAAACACAAGAAGAAAUCUAGAAAGAAAAUAAUUGAAUCAAGAAGAUUUAUGUUUAUAUUUGGUACAAUUAUUGGAUUAAUAUUUGCUUUAAUGUUUAGUACAAAUUCACAUCCAUUUAACGGAGAAUUAGAAAAUUUUAUUAAAUUUGAUCAAUUAAAUGGAAUUUUUGAUGAUUGGAAAAAUUGGAAAGAUAUUUUACCAAAUAGUAUUCAAUUAUAUUUACAAGAAUCAAGUAAAAAUGAAGAUAAUGAUGGAUUACAUGGACUGGCUGAUUCAUUUAGUGUUGGAAUGAGAUUAAAAUCUACUAAAAAUUUCACUGAAAAUCAUAAUGUUGUUUUAGUUCCUGGUGUAGUUAGUACUGGAUUAGAAUCUUGGGGUACAACAACUACUGGAGAUUGUCCAUCAAUUGGAUAUUUUCGUAAAAGAUUAUGGGGUUCAUUUUAUAUGUUAAGAACUAUGAUUUUAGAUAAAUCAUGUUGGUUAAAACAUAUUAUGUUGGAUGAAGAAACUGGGUUAGACCCUCCAAAUAUUAAAAUUAGAGCAGCUCAAGGAUUUGAUGCUGCUGAUUUUUUCAUGGCUGGAUAUUGGAUUUGGAAUAAAAUUUUACAAAAUUUAGCUGUUAUUGGUUAUGGACCAAAUAAUAUGAUUAGUGCUAGUUAUGAUUGGAGAUUAGCUUAUAUUGAUUUAGAAAAAAGAGAUGGAUAUUUUUCUAAAUUAAAAGCACAAAUUGAAUUGAAUAAUAAAUUAAAUAAUAAAAAAUCGGUAUUAAUUGGCCAUUCAAUGGGUAGUCAAAUUAUAUUUUAUUUUUUGAAAUGGGUUGAAGCUACUAAUAAAUCAUAUUAUGGACAUGGUGGUUCAAACUGGGUAAAUGAUAAUAUUGAAGCAUUUAUUGAUAUUAGUGGAUCUACAUUAGGAACUCCUAAAAGUAUCCCUGUGUUGAUUUCUGGAGAAAUGAAAGAUACUGUACAAUUAAAUGCAUUGGCAGUUUAUGGAUUAGAGCAAUUUUUCAGUAGAAGAGAAAGAGUUGAUAUGUUACGUACUUUUGGAGGUAUUGCAAGUAUGAUACCUAAAGGAGGUGAAAAAUUAUGGGGGAACUUAACCUAUGCCCCUGAUGAUCCACCAAUCAAUACUUUUAAUGAUUCAGAAGUUACAGAAGGUAGAAAACCACAAGAUCGAUCAUUUGGUACAUUUAUUCAAUUUAAAAAUCAAACUAGUGACGCUAAACCAUAUAAAGAAAUCACUAUGGCUGAAGGUAUUGAAGAAUUAUUGUCCAAUUCACCAGAUUGGUAUAGUAAAAGAGUUAAGGAGAAUUAUUCUUAUGGAAUAGCAUAUACCAAAGAAGAAUUGGAAUCAAAUAAUCAAGAUCAUUCCAAAUGGUCAAAUCCAUUAGAAGCAGCAUUACCAAAUGCUCCAGAUAUGAAGAUUUAUUGUUUUUACGGGGUUGGCAAUCCAACAGAAAGAGCAUAUAAAUAUAUUUCUGCUGAUAAAAAAUCAACUAAAUUAGAUUAUAUUAUAGAUGCAGAAGAUUCAAAUGGGGUUAUAUUAGGUGAUGGAGACGGUACGGUAUCAUUGCUAACUCAUAGUAUGUGUCAUGAAUGGUCAAAGGGAGAUAAAUCGAGAUAUAAUCCAGGAAAUUCAAAAGUUAAAAUUGUUGAAAUUAAACAUGAACCAGAUAGAUUUGAUUUAAGAGGAGGAGCUAAAACAGCAGAACAUGUUGAUAUUUUAGGUAGUGCUGAAUUGAAUGAAUUGGUUUUAAAAGUAGUUAGUGGGAAUGAAGAUAUGAUUGAAGAUAGAUUUGUUAGUAAUUUGAAAGAAAUUGUUGAAAAAUUGAAUUUGUAA
This is a messenger RNA of Candida tropicalis MYA-3404, 2145 nucleotides long. RefSeq names its product phospholipid:diacylglycerol acyltransferase (gene LRO1). Gene Ontology annotation, biological process: triglyceride biosynthetic process; lipid storage. The record is from RefSeq and is a predicted model, not a curated record. Bases 1 to 2145 code for a protein of 714 amino acids. Lineage: Eukaryota; Fungi; Ascomycota; Pichiomycetes; Serinales; Debaryomycetaceae. Gene Ontology annotation, cellular component: perinuclear endoplasmic reticulum; cytoplasm. Gene Ontology annotation, molecular function: phospholipid:diacylglycerol acyltransferase activity. The transcript has a single exon.